AUGUGGGUCCCAGGGGUGGGACUUCCCUCGCGGCUGAUGCUGUCAGCCUUGACCCGCGCUGGGCGCUUUUGCAUUUUGAAGUCGGGAGCGGUGAGGCUGAUGGACGUCCCGGCGGGGAACCGCCGUGGCUUGUCUGACUACUACCCGCACCUGAUGCCCAGUGUGGGAUUUGGAAAAUCGUCCUCGCGUGUUUACAGAUGCCGCUCAGAGACCAAGCGGUACAUAACCAGCCCUAGAGUGGCUGAGACCUUGGUGCGGAUCCUACGGGGAAAACGAAAAUCUUGCCAGCUAUUCCUGGAGUGCAAUCCAGGUCCUGGAAUCCUGACGCGAGCAUUGCUUGAAAGUGGUGCCAAAGUGAUUGCCCUUGAAAGUGACAAGACUUUUAUUCCACAAUUGGAGUCCUUAGGAAAAAAGGUGAAUGGAAGACUAGAAGUGGUCUACUGUGACUUCUUUAAACUGGAUCCUAGAAGUCGUGGAAUACUAACACCUCCCGUUAUGACUUCAGAUAUGCUUUUUCAGUAUUUGGGAAUAGAAGCACAGCCUUGGUCAAAAGGUGCCCCUUUAAAAGCAAUUGGGAUCUUACCACCUAAAACUGAGAGAAGUGCACUUUGGAAACUUUUACAUGACCUAUAUUCCUGUACUUCUAUAUAUAAAUAUGGACGACUAGAACUAAAUUUGUUUAUUACUGAAAAGGAAUCGGGUAUCAUUAAGAAAAUAAUGGCAAAUCCCCAAAAUCCAGGCUUGUAUCAAGCAUUAAGUGUGCUCUGUCAAAUAGCUUGUGGGAUUAAGCUCCUGCAUACAGAGUCUUGCUUAUCAUUUGGCACAUAUACCGCAAAUGGGCAGCUGGCAAAGCAAAAGCAUAGGGAAUCAUUAGAACAAAACCUGUGUUUUAUUCAACUGACUCCUCAUAGGAAUUUAUUUACAGGAACCUUAACACCGUUUAACUAUGAUGUGUUUUUUCACAUGUUAAGGCAGUGUUUUAUGAAACGCAAUGCCAAGCUAAUAGACCAUUUACAUUCAUUGAGUCCAAUUGAUGCAAUGCAUAUAUUGAAGCAAAUUAAAAAAGAUAAAGAUGUGAAAGUAAUAGAUAUGUACCCUGAAGACUUUCAGCACCUUUUUGAAACCAUAGAGUGUUACAAAGAUGAUAACUAUAAGUGGCUAUAUGAUGACUUCAUGGAAGAUGUAAUCAUAUAG
Molecule: messenger RNA, 1194 nt
Organism: Lipotes vexillifer (Yangtze River dolphin)
Lineage: Eukaryota; Metazoa; Chordata; Mammalia; Artiodactyla; Lipotidae
Gene: TFB2M
Product: transcription factor B2, mitochondrial
Exons: 9
Coding region: 1-1194 (397 amino acids)
Biological process (GO): transcription initiation at mitochondrial promoter; rRNA methylation
Cellular component (GO): mitochondrial matrix
Molecular function (GO): mitochondrial transcription factor activity; rRNA (adenine-N6,N6-)-dimethyltransferase activity
Source: RefSeq, a predicted model, not a curated record